This is a messenger RNA of Penicillium subrubescens, 2187 nucleotides long. RefSeq names its product F-box domain protein. Lineage: Eukaryota; Fungi; Ascomycota; Eurotiomycetes; Eurotiales; Aspergillaceae. The transcript has a single exon. Gene Ontology annotation, molecular function: protein binding. Gene Ontology annotation, biological process: SCF-dependent proteasomal ubiquitin-dependent protein catabolic process. The record is from RefSeq and is a predicted model, not a curated record. Gene Ontology annotation, cellular component: SCF ubiquitin ligase complex. The coding region runs from base 1 to 2187 and encodes 728 amino acids.
AUGGCCGCCUCCGUGACCGACGAGAUCCUCCCCUCGUCUGAGGCCUCGCCGGCCAGUCCAACCUCCUCAACCGGUCAAAUCCCCCUCGAACAACUCCCAAAACUCAAGGGUCGCCAGAAGUUGUUGCAGAAUCUCCAGCGCAUGUCGUCCAGCCCGACGCUAACCCGCCGCGGACGAUCGGCGUCGACGGGUUAUCGGCGGGACCACAAGGCGUCCUUAUCGUGUGUUUCGUUAUCGUCCGCCGCAUAUUCACCUUGUCUGGGCAAUGGGAGUUCCUCACAACUCUAUGGGGACCUAAAUCCCCGACCGGCGACACCAGGGCCGUCGGGCCCAUUGGAGGGUUCGGAUGACAAAAAUGCUCGCAUCCGCCUCGUGGGAACCGAGACACCCAAUACAUCGCGAACUAUCCCAUUGCCCUUUGACUUGCGGCCGGUCUCUCCGCGAAGCGGGACGCCAUUUGAGGGCGAUGUGCUAUCCACAGAGCUGAUCCUGCCGGAUGCGAAACCAGCCCGUACAAUUGAUUUCUGGGGUGAUAUGCCACGGGAGUUGCAUGUGGAGAUCUUUCGAUAUCUGACGCCACGCGAGAUCGUGCGCUGCUCGGCUGUGUCGAAGACGUGGCAUGAUAUGUGCUACGACGGACAAUUGUGGUGCAGACUGGACGCUGCGGAAUACUACUCGAAGAUUCCGGGUGAUGUUCUGAUUAGACUCAUUACAUCCGGUGGACCAUUUAUUCGCGAUUUGAACUUGCGAGGCUGUAUGCAGAUGAAGAGCAAAUGGUCUUCCGAUGGAGAGCGCAUUUCAGACAUGUGCCGGAACUUGAUUAACUUGUCGCUAGAAGGAUGCGUUAUUGACAAGGCUUCUAUGCACUGCUUCCUGAUGCGAAACCCGCGAUUGGAGUACAUCAAUGUCUCGGGUCUCAAGAGCGUGACCAACUCUGCCAUGAAGGUUAUUUCACAAUCCUGCCCCCAGCUGCAGACUCUCAAUGUCUCCUGGUGCAACAAUGUCAACACGAGUGGACUCUCUCGUGUCAUUCAGUUUUGUGAGCGGUUGAGGGAUCUCCGCGCCAGCGAGAUCCGUGGAUUCGACAACAAAGACUUUGCCCGGGCUUUGUUCGAGCGCAAUACCUUGGAGCGGCUAAUCAUGAGUCGGACUGAUGUGACCGACGAGACUCUGAAAGUGUUGAUGCACGGGAUUGACCCUACCAUCGACCUCCUCACCGAUCGCCCCGUCGUCCGUCCUCGCCGCUUCAAGCACUUGGAUCUGCACCAUUGCUCGGAAAUCACCGACGCUGGCUUGAAGAGCCUGGCUUUCAAUGUUCCUGAUUUGGAGGGCCUUCAAGUCUCUCAAUGUUCGGAGUUGACUGACGACUCGAUUAUCGACGUUGUCCGCACCACACCCAAGCUGUCCCACUUGGAACUGGAGGACCUAGAGAGCAUGACGAACAACGUCCUCGUUGAGCUCUCCCGGUCUCCCUGUGCUCAGUCUCUGGAGCAUCUGAACAUCAGCUACUGCGAAAACCUUGGUGACACGGGCAUGCUACAAAUCAUGAAACACUGCCCGAAGCUGCGCUCCGUCGAAAUGGACAACACCCGCGUCUCCGACUUGACUCUGAUGGAAGCUAGCUUCCGAGUCCGCAAGCGAGGAUACGGCGAGGACAUGCCCAAAAUUGGCCUACGCCUGGUUGUCUUUGACUGUGCCAACGUCACCUGGGCCGGUAUCAAAGAAGUUCUCUCAAGCAACGCCUACAUCCCUCGCACUCGCAAGUCCUCUGCCAAUCCAAUCGUGAGCGUCACCCAGACAAGCUUGGACAGUGACUCUGCGACGAGUACCGCCUUUGUCACGCCAACGUCGACCCCGUCGCCUUCGCCCACUUUUCCUGCCGAGAUUAUCCAGCUCAAGUGUUUCUAUGGCUGGCAGAUGACCGUCGAUGAACAUACGAAGCGCGUCUUGCGUGGUGAUCUCAACGCUGCGAGUCGUCUGGAUCGUAAAUGGGCGGACUAUAUGAUGGCCACUGAAGAAGCUGGUGCCGCCGGUGCUGGCGCGCGACGUCGGCGACGUCGUGCCCGCGAGGCAGAGAGACUGUACAAUGCCGAUGAAGACGAAGAUGAUAGUUACGGCGUGGGUGGAGUCUCUGCGCUUGGCGGUAGACGCCGUCGUGCUCAAAGUGGCGGUUGCACGGUGAUGUGA